AUGAAUCUAAUAAGACUGAACAAAGGUAAGUGCAAGGUGCUGCGUUUGGGCCAGGACAGUCCCAGAUUUUACUGGGAUUUAAUCAUGCUCAUCAUGAUGGUUGGAAACCUUGUCAUUAUACCAGUUGGAAUCACAUUCUUCACAGAGCAAACAACAACACCAUGGAUUAUUUUCAAUGUGGCAUCAGAUACUGUUUUUCUAUUGGACUUGAUAAUGAAUUUCAGAACUGGGACUGUUAAUGAAGACAGCUCUGAAAUAAUACUGGACCCUAAAGUCAUUAAGAUGAAUUAUUUAAAAAGCUGGUUUGUGGUUGACUUCAUCUCAUCAAUACCAGUGGAUUAUAUCUUUCUCAUUGUAGAAAAAGGAAUGGACUCAGAGGUUUACAAGACAGCAAGAGCACUUCGUAUCGUGAGAUUUACAAAAAUCCUCAGCCUGUUACGCUUAUUACGCCUUUCAAGACUGAUUAGAUACAUACACCAGUGGGAGGAGAUUUUCCACAUGACAUAUGAUCUGGCCAGUGCUGUGGUGAGAAUCUUUAAUCUAAUUGGAAUGAUGCUGCUGCUUUGCCAUUGGGAUGGUUGUCUUCAGUUUUUAGUACCGUUACUUCAGGAUUUCCCACCAGAUUGCUGGGUGUCCCUAAACGGUAUGGUUAAUGAUUCCUGGGGGAAACAGUACUCAUAUGCGCUCUUCAAAGCCAUGAGCCAUAUGCUGUGCAUUGGUUAUGGAGCCCGUGCCCCUGUCAGCAUGUCAGAUCUCUGGAUAACCAUGUUGAGUAUGAUUGUGGGGGCUACUUGUUAUGCCAUGUUUGUUGGUCAUGCCACUGCCCUCAUUCAAUCUCUGGAUUCUUCACGGCGACAAUAUCAAGAAAAGAGAACAUAUGCUGGUAAGAGCCUAGCUGUCUAUACUGAUGCAGAGCAUCAAGAGUUUCUCAGCCCUCCUUUGGGCAAUAUCAAAAGGCGAACAUGGGCCUCACCCCAUCAAGGAGCCUCACCUGAGGCAGUCUAA
This is a messenger RNA of Meleagris gallopavo (turkey), 1005 nucleotides long. NCBI's taxonomy places the organism in Eukaryota, Metazoa, Chordata, Aves, Galliformes, Phasianidae. The record is from RefSeq and is a predicted model, not a curated record.